ACACACACACACAAACAGCUUGAGAAACCAUGUCAGCGAUGACUACAGAGCACUGUAAUGAAGAAUCCACAGAUAGUUCAUUUGCUGCCAGUUCUGGUUUUGGCAAGUUUGGUCCUCGAGACAGGUGGGUCAGUGUCUCCUCGCCCCGUGCUGACCGGUCCAGACAUGGCCUAUGUGGGCUCUAAGGUGGCUUUUCAGUGUCGAGCACCUGGGUUCCCUCCGCCUGUGACCUUUGUGCUGAUGAAGGACGAUAAUGUCCCGAUCAACACAGGCACCGACCACCAAGGGGACCAACCUGUGACGCUCUCCUUCAAAGUUGCAGCGACGUCGGAGGGCUCGUACCACUGCAAGGCGUCAACAGGAAGGAGCUCAGGAGUCAGCAACAGUGUUAGGCUACUAGCAGUGACUCCUGUGGCAGGAACACGAGUGACGUCUGAACCGUUCCCCCCUGUUGUGUAUGAGGGCUCACAACUCGUCCUGAGCUGUGAUGUCACCAGGGGCUCCCACCUUUCCUACACCUGGCUUUUCAACAUGAUGGAAGUGACGUCUGAGGUCCUGCCCUCGCUCCACCUCACCGGGAACAAGCUGGUGGCAAACAACAUGACUCAAAAGCAUGCUGGGAAUUAUUCUUGCAUGGCCGGGACCACAGUGAUGGGAAACACGCGGGUUUCUGGUAGUGGGGUAGUCCAGGUGAUUGUAAAAGUCCACUUUUCAACACCAAGGAUCUCCUUCACCAUCUCCAAAGAUGGUGACAGUUACAGCGGUAAUGUGACCUGCUGGUCAUCAAGGGGCAGCCCUCCAGUCACCUUUAACCUGCUGUUAGAUCACAAGGAAGCAGGCACUGUCGUAGCAACGGAGUCCCUGGUAGCCUGGUUCUCUGUGGACGUGGUGCCCGGGCUGGACAUGGGCGUGGCGCAGUGUCAGGUGGAAAGUGAGGUGCAGCGGCUGAUGAGUGAGCCUCUGACUCUGGAAGUGGUGCCGGUUGGAGGUCAUGCCAAAGUGGAAGUGGAGUAUCUGUACAGAGCCGACUCCAGAAUGACCGCUGCGAGGCUGCAGUGUCAGCUGAGCCGAGGAACCUUCCCUUACUUCAUCUGGUUGUUGAAUGACUCCCCCCUUCCCACCGAGGCUGAGCCAGACUCCUAUAUCCGGCCCCUCAUCCCACACUAUGCCCUCGCCGACCAGAGACGUACCCUCAUCCUCACUAAGCUGGGCCCGCAGGAGAGUGGCCACUACCGUUGCCGGGUGCGGGACAGCUAUGACGACUCUGCACCCUGGUUGGAGAGUGCAGCAGUGCUGGUCCAAAUGACGGAAUCCUUAGCUCCAUGCCGUGAGCACCUCCCAACACCUUCCACGGCAACACCACCAAAGGUUUCCAUGGCUACCCUAGAGGUCAUCUCUAUAGUGUUCUGCUGCUUCUUGCUUCUACUUUUGGGAGUGGGUGUGGCCUGUGUGCUCAGGAUGUUUGACCACAAGCAAGCCGAUGUUCCCAUGACUGCAACAGCAAAUUCAGAUGUGCGUCGUCUGUCUCCAACCACAUCCCAGUCAGAGGGCCAGCAGAUGGACACACCAAGCCCAGAUACUGAUGUGCACAAUCAGAUGAUGGAGAUCACAAUAUGACGCUCGAUGACACCUUGCAUUUUCCACUUUCUCUUCUCAAAUCAGCAGCCAUUGUUGUUGCUCUCUGUAGGCAUUGCAAUGGUUGCUUUGCCUCAUCUGCUAAUUGCAGUGCAGAGUAAUUGUUGGAGCCAUCAGUAGAACAUAGUGGGUGAUUCUCUGUUAAUUACUGUAU
Myripristis murdjan (pinecone soldierfish) is the source of this 1789-nucleotide messenger RNA. RefSeq names its product Fc receptor-like protein 5. Bases 58 to 1617 code for a protein of 519 amino acids. NCBI's taxonomy places the organism in Eukaryota, Metazoa, Chordata, Actinopteri, Holocentriformes, Holocentridae. The record is from RefSeq and is a predicted model, not a curated record. The transcript is spliced from 11 exons.